CGGAGCGCGGGCAGGGCUGGGGCCGGGGCGCCCGGGAGGGGGCUCGGCCGGCGGGCAGCGCUCUGCCGGGCGCCCGCGGAGCGAUGCGUGCGCUCCGUGUGUCGGCGAGUCCCAGGAGCUACGUUUUUAGUUUGAGGUUUGCCUGGGUGUUUCACGGGAGUCUUUGAUGUCCGCGUCUGCAGCUAAAUAGUCACUUCGGGACUCGGGUGUUUGUGUCGCCUGCCGCUCCCAGCAGGUGCAGGAUUCUGCUCCGGCCGAUCUCCGGCAUCGGUCCUUGCCGGCUCCUCUCCGCUCCAUACCUUGUUGCAAUUACGGUUUAGGCGAAACCUGUAAUUUUCGAUGGCAGUGACGUUGUCCUUUCGGCAACGUCCCCAAUGCCUGAACGAGAAAUAACUUUAAGAUCAUCUUCAAGAGGUUUUCAAGUUCUGCCAAACUGGAGUUCAUCCUUCAGGGAUGCUGUGCCAAAACCUGUCAGUGGCAGAACUGCUAGAUACAUGCUGAAUCUUUCAUGCAUAAAGGACUACCUCUUCAUGACCUGGUCAUUGUCUUUGACAAAGUGGUGAAACCAUAGGAAAAUGAAUUUCUCUUCGUUGAAUUCUGGUCUAAAAAUAUCUGGAGGGAGAUUAAGUGUUUCAACAAGUAACGCUCUAAUGGAUGACAGAGACUUUCCACCAAAUGAUCUGCAAAUAGACUCAAAGGACAGUCUUCCUGCUAACUACCGAGUAGAAAGUUUGGCAUCUCAUCUGAUUCCUUCAGCUGAUGAAAAUGAAAAUCAACUAGACAGUGAUGGGAAUGAAGUUCUGACCAGUAGUAGCAUUGUUAUGGGACGACAGGAUAAAGGUGAACAGGAUAACAUCAAUAAUAAUGAGAAUAUGGACAGUGGAGACUGGAUCCCAAGCUGUACGGAAAGUGAGACUGGGAGAAGAUCUGUAAAUGUCCAUAUGGACCCUCAGCUGGAGGAAAAGGCUGUUACAGAAAAGCAGCCAGGUGGAAAAAGAAGUCCAAGAAGCAAAAGAAGCUCCAAUAAAAAAUCUAAAGGUAUUUCUACAGUGGGAGCCACAACGAUCCAGGAGGAAAAGGCUCUUAAUACAGAUACAGAUUUUGUGCAGGCUGAAAGUGCUGUUGAAGCAAAGGAAAACUUUCAUCCAAAGGACCAAAAGCAAACAUUGCAGUCUCUUUUCUCUUUGCUCCGUGAAGAGGUUGAGCAGAUGGAUUCAAAGAUACUGCCCCUGUGUCUCCAUCAGAUAGCUGAGACCUAUUUUCAAGAGGAGGAAUAUGAGAAGGCCAUGAAGUUCAUUCAGCUUGAACGACUUUAUCAUGAGCAGUUGCUUGCAAAUCUUUCUUCCAUACAGGAACAGUGGGAAAGAAAAUGGAAAACAGCAGUUCCCAGUCCAGUUACAACACUGAGGAAUUCAGAUAAAGAGCUGAGUGGCCAAGAACUGGAAAAGCUUACUAGAGUUUGCUCUUCACAUCAACAGCCACAGGCAUCCAGAAAUAAGCUGGUAACUGCAGAAAAUACAUGGGAAAGCAGUUGUUUACCUCAGUUAAUGGAAUCCAGAACUUUAAAGGAAAGAGAAGCUACUGCUUUUAAAUCAGGUACUGAAACUUGUCCUGGCAUUGCACCAAAGAAAGAAGAUAAACAGCUGAGCACUGUCUGCCCAGGUGAAAACAAAACUGAGAGACAGACAGAGGCAGCGAGCCUUCGGGUAGCUGCAGGAAAGGACCACAUGGAGGAGCAGCACUGCAGUGCUGAAUCAACCCUGGAGCCACACACCCAGUCCACAGGGACAGGGGGCAGGCCUUCCUCGGGCUGUUUAUCAUCUGGGGAUGCUGGUGAAGAUAACAGCCUGCAGCUGAGGGAAAGACAGCUCUCCAAGGAUGCAGUGAAAAUAGAAGGGGCUGGGGAGCCGGGAGUGAAACUCCCUCUUGAGCCAAUGGUAGAUGCUUUGGCUUUUACAGAUGAUGAUUAUAUGCCUGCUGAUUUGGUUCCUUCUGACAAAGAUGUGCCAGCUGAUAGAAGUCUGCUCAGAUCAAAAAGUGCUGCUGGGUCUUCAGAAAUUCCUAGUGGCCAGCUUGGAAGCAGUGAUUUAAAGCAGCAACAGAUACAGCCUGAUGAUGAUGAUGAUGAUGAUGAUGAACAGCCUUCAUGGGACAGAACUGCCUCAGGUGAAUGCUCUGGGUGUAAUGAAGUGUCUGAGCAUGAGAGUACUGCCCAUUCACGGGUGGGCAAGGAAAUACAGAGAGCAGCAGGACAGGAGGAGAAGGUCAAUAAGGAGCAAGAAGACUUAUUUCUGAGAUUUUUGAAUGGUAACAUAAUAGACACUGAAGAAUCUGCAGACUUAGCAAACCAAGAGGACUUUAACACUGUUCCAGAUAUUUCACCUGAACGAGCAUCUUACAACUCCCUGGAAGCUUUAUCACUAGAUGACAGCUUUUCUUCUCUUGAUGAACUUACAAGAAGGAUAGAGAUUACUGAGAUUACCCCAGUGGAAGGAUUGGUGUCUAUACUAAAGAAGAGAGAUGACAGAGAUGGAAAAACAAUUGCUCAAGUCCAGCAAAGGCAAACAAAGAGAAGAGUGAGAUUCCAAGAAAUGGAAGACACAUUGGAUCAAGAUGAAGUGUCUGGUGGCUCCUGUAUUUUGCUGAUCCUGCUGUGCAUAGCAACUGUUUUCCUUAGCAUUGGAGGAACUGCACUGUACUGCACCUUUGGUGACAUGGAAUCCCCUGUGUGUACUGAUUUUGCAGCCAACAUGGAUUUCUAUUAUACACAGAUACUGCAGCGUGUGGAAGAACUUAAACACUGGAUAGCCUUCUCAUAGCUGAAAGGAGUGGGCACAGCAUGCUGAGAGCUCACCAGUGGUUACUGGAGAGUAGAACAAAAUUGUGACUUCAAGUUCUCUAACACUUGCCACCUGCAAGUGAUGUGUAUUUGAUGAUAUACUUUCACAUGUACUUAGAAAUCAAGAAAAUUUUAGUUUAGCAAUCAGGUGGCAAAAAAAAAUGUUCACAUCUGUUCACAAGUGUAGCAGCGUGGUAUGGGAGCAUAAAAAGUUAUUAUCUUCAUCGUUUUGAAAGUAGACAAGUAGCUUUUCAUCCACUUGAGCAAGUGAAGAAGAAGGAAGAAAAUUAACUGUCUUCUGUAUUCUCUCCCAUUGCCACACAUUGUGUAAGCAAUCUCUGGAAGCUUAGUAAAAGGACAGCUUUAAUUUACAGCUGUUUGUGCAAAGGUGUUGCCUCCAGCUAUCAUGCAAUAAGUCUCUGUUUUAUGGAAACAUUAUUUUUUUUCUAAAUCUUAAUGUUUUUAUCCAUUUUAUUUUUCCUGGUGAGCCAUGUAAUUAUUUGGGUGGAGUCAGAAGAGUGCAGUGGCAUUCACAGAGCCCUCAUUUGGUAAUUACCAGGCUGACCCUGUAUCCUAUAUUCAGCUUGCAGUGAAUAUCAUGAAUGGGAUAAAUCUGCUGGCAGAUUUCACUAAAUUUCUUGGACCUUUACUCUCAGUAUCAUGUGGGUUAUAUUAGAAAUGGAAGGUUAAAAAAGAAAUCACUGGUCUCACUAAACACAGCAACUGAAGAUGUUUACUAAAUUAUUCAUAUUAAAUAAUCAAGUGGCUUUGGCUCAUUUUAAAGCACCUGGUAGCAGGUGUGGGGCUAACUGGGUUUUCCUCCAGCUAUGUCACUGACUUGGAGUAAUCACUUUGUGCCUCACUUUCUCCUCCAUAAAUGGGGAAUAAUGAUCCUUGCCUUUGUCUAUGAAUAUUGGAAUUAGGGCUCACGUCUGAUUCAUCCCAAAUGAGUGCACAGGAUCACAGAAGUGUGUGGCUGCAGCCUCUGCCAAUGACUAAAGGUUAUGUAAAGGGGGACUGAUCCAACAGAAGAGGCUCAGAGGUUCACUGCAGAUCCAAAGCCUGUUGGUAUUCCAGGGCACUUGUUCCAGCCCAUAAAGCACAUUUGCAUUUAUUUGCCCUGCAGUUCUGAGACCUGUAGUGUAAAAUCUGUUCUUUCUCUAUCAGCUUUACAAACAAAUUUAGAUCAGUACAAAGAGUGAUUUUAAUGGGUAUUUCUAUCACUUGGUGCUCAGCCCUCCCUGUGUAGUGGUGAGAGAAACACGGGCAGGACAGUGAAGGUGAGAAUCAGAUACACAGGCCCUUGGGCCACGCUCUGCCCAGGUGAGGCAGCUGUCCUUGCACAGGGCACAGUGGUGCAGCCCUGUUCCAGAUGUGGCAGCUGUCCUUGCACAGGGCACAGUGGUGCAGCCCUGCUCCAGAUGUGGCAGCUGUCCUUGCACAGGGCACAGUGGUGCAGCCCUGCUCCAGGUGUGGCAGCUGUCCUUGCACAGGGCACAGUGGUGCAGCCUGUUCCAGAUGUGGCAGCUGUCCUUGCACAGGGCACAGUGGUGCAGCCCUGCUCCAGAUGUGGCAGCUGUCCUUGCACGGGGCACAGUGGUGCAGCCCUGCUCCAGGUGUGAGUGUGAAACAAUUCCUUUUCACCUCAGGAAACAGCAUUUUUGAGGGGCCCACUUCACUCCACUCUGAUUUCCUGCUUACUAACCUUGUAUGAUGCAGUGUGUUCAGGUUUAGGACAUUAUUUUGUAAAAUGCUAUGAAGUGAAAUCUUUGAGAUACUGCUCAGAAUUAUAACAUUAAAGAUCAUGCUUUCUGACAUUUGCAAGCAAAUUGUCCCUCUAGUGAGCUUGAUUGUUCCUAAUGCACUGUUACACUUAACGGGUUUUUAAAGUGAAAGUUAAAAUCAUGGGUUUUUUCCUAGAAUAAACUGCAUGUAUGAUUUCUCUUUUGGUUUUCACUGUGAAGGCUUAGUUUAUUUAUACCCUAGGGAGUCUCAUGUGCAGCUUUAUACUAAACUAGCAAAUUUCAAAUGCCCAAAUUAAUGAAAACUUUUGGUUUUAGAAUGAAACUUGAGAAUGGUUGUUUGGGGGUUGUUUGUUGUCCUCAAGAGUAUCAUGAUGGGCUGCUCUAAAGGAGAAAGGGAAAGACACUUCUGUGUUUUAAAGUGUUACUGGCUGGUUCAGUUUAUUAUUUGAAUUCUGGGUUUGUUUGUUUAUUUAUUUAGUUUUUCUUUUAAAGAGAAGCUUAAUUUUCUAUUUUGGCAAUUUACUCACAGAAUAAUUAAAAAGCAUGCUUUCAGUUAAAGUAUGUAUUUAUAGUGACUGUGUAGUUAGAAUAUAUUUUGGGUUUCUGUAACUUUGCAUUGAGUGUUUCUGAAUAUUAAGUUUAUUCCUAAAGAGACAACUGUUCAUUUCAGCUUAAAAAAAAAUAUUUUUAACUUUUUGUGCACUUCAUCACCAAAAAGAUCAAGAGGUAUUUAUAGAUCUAUUUAUUAAAAAUAUAUCAAACAUGGUUAUCAAAGAUCCACAACUUUUACGUUCAUUUAAUUAAAACUAUUUUAAAACAAAUAUUUUAUUUUAAACUGUAAAGCUAUUUGAAAUCAAAGCAAUUUUUAAUAAGUAUUUCAGUUUCGAAUCAGUGAUCCAAAUCCUGGCGUUUUCUCUUUGUGCUGUGUUCCUGGUGCAAAGACUCACAAGUAUCAGCAGAACUGCCUGGAAGAUCAUGGGGAGGUUGGGCAGCACGUCACCAGCAGGUACCCACUGAAAAGUGAGCAGCCAGACGUUCUGUGUAACCCAGACACCCUUCCCUUGUGACAGGAGCAUCUCUUCAGCCUUCCCCAGCCGUGCCAAGGCAGCAGCCCUGCAAAGUCUCCCAGGAUCUGAGGCAGCAGGACGAGCACAUGUGCACAGGCUGUCCAGCUCCUGCUCUGAGCUGCUCACUCCUCAGUUGCAACCAAGGGUUCAAAUCUGGAUCCAAUUUCUGUUGGCAUUCCUUUAUGAAAAGCUGAUGGUGCAAAUUCUUGCUUCAUGUGGCAGUUCUGUCAGUGCAAAUGGUCUGUAGAAUUACCAAACUUGCAGCUAUCAACAGAACAAAAUUUGCUGUGCAUUGGAGCUCCAAAGAGUGUGCAGGCAGGCCUGAUGUUGGCCUUCCUACGUGUUCUGUUCUCUUUGGAAUAGUGGUGACAUUGCUUCCAGCUGGGAGACCUGAGGGGUUAGGAUCUUGCAGACAGGUAAAUCAAAGCAAAAAAAAUAGUGGAUUUGAACAGUUACUACUCAUCUGAGUGUUU
Messenger RNA from Passer montanus (Eurasian tree sparrow), 6124 nucleotides. RefSeq names its product consortin, connexin sorting protein (gene CNST). Gene Ontology annotation, cellular component: transport vesicle; trans-Golgi network; plasma membrane. The record is from RefSeq and is a predicted model, not a curated record. The coding region runs from base 576 to 2819 and encodes 747 amino acids. Gene Ontology annotation, biological process: positive regulation of Golgi to plasma membrane protein transport. The transcript is spliced from 13 exons. NCBI's taxonomy places the organism in Eukaryota, Metazoa, Chordata, Aves, Passeriformes, Passeridae. Gene Ontology annotation, molecular function: connexin binding.